UUAUACGCUGUCGCAGUUAAAGAUUUAGUAAGAAAAACAGAUAAAAUCUACAAAGUGAAAACACGGAACAGCACGGUGGAGUACACCAUUAAGAAACUUGAACCGGGAGGCAAAUACCACGUGAUUGUUCAACUGGGAAAUAUGAGCAAAGAAUCCAGCAUGAAGAUCAACACAGUUCCACUGUCUGCACCAGACGCCUUAAAAAUUAUAACAGAAAAUGACCAUAUUCUGCUUUUUUGGAAGAGUUUGGCAUUAAAGGAGAGUAAUUUCAAUGAAAGCCGGGGUUACGAGAUUCACAUGUUUGACAGCUUGAUGAACAUCACUGCUUAUCUCGGCAACACCACCGAAAACUUCUUCAAAGUUUCCAACCUGAAGAUAGGUCACAACUAUUCAUUCACCGUGCAGGCCAGGUGCCUGUACAGCGGGCAGAUGUGUGGCAAGCCGGCCACACUUCUCUACGAUGAACUAGGAACUGGUGAAGACUCCUCUGCAGCAAAAUCCGGUAGAUCCACAGACGUCGCUGCCAUCGUGGUACCGGUGCUGUUCCUGCUGCUCGUGUCCCUCGGGAUUGGGUUCGUGGUGCUGUACAUGAGGCACAGGCGGCUGCAGAACAGCUUCACUGCCUUUGCAAACAGCCACUACAGCUCCCGCCUGGGCUCGGCCAUAUUCUCCUCGGGAGAUGAUUUAGGAGAUGAGGAUGACGAAGCCCCAGUGAUAACUGGAUUUUCAGAUGAUGUUCCCAUGGUCAUCGCAUGAAGCGCAUUUCUGACUGUAAAAACCAAAUGGUGUAAAUAUUUUAUUUGAUAAAAAUAGUCGAUUGUUUAUUUUAAAAAUGCACUUUGAGUUGCAAUAUGUUAUUUUUAUAUGGGCCAAAAAAAAUUUAAAAAUACACUUUGUAGUAAUCAACUGUGAAUUGCAGACUAGGUUGGUUUAGUAACAAAUUGCUUUGAUUUAACAUUAAUUUAGUCUUACAAGGCUAUGCUUGCUGGGCAUGCUUUUAAGUCUGUGAGAUAUUUUCCGUUGACUAAAUUGGCUACUCAUUUUAUUUUUCUAAGACAAGAAUAAAUUUAUUUAAAAAAAUUUCAGGAGAUUAUAUAUGUAGAGAGAGAUAAGUAAUAUAGUCCCUGAAGGUUUUUGCUUUUACUUUA
This is a messenger RNA of Pelecanus crispus (Dalmatian pelican), 1148 nucleotides long. The record is from RefSeq and is a predicted model, not a curated record. Lineage: Eukaryota; Metazoa; Chordata; Aves; Pelecaniformes; Pelecanidae.